Manihot esculenta (cassava) is the source of this 2544-nucleotide messenger RNA. RefSeq names its product G-type lectin S-receptor-like serine/threonine-protein kinase At4g27290. The transcript has 7 exons. Gene Ontology annotation, biological process: protein phosphorylation; recognition of pollen. The record is from RefSeq and is a predicted model, not a curated record. Bases 150 to 2291 code for a protein of 713 amino acids. Lineage: Eukaryota; Viridiplantae; Streptophyta; Magnoliopsida; Malpighiales; Euphorbiaceae. Gene Ontology annotation, molecular function: protein serine/threonine kinase activity; ATP binding.
UCUGUUUCGAAGUCUCCCUCCCAUAGAUGUAUAAAGUUUGACGUGGACCUACUAUCAAUUUACAUUAGAAUCCAUUAGAUCCGAUUAAGUAAAUUUUUCCUUUUUAACUUCCACCCGUGAAGCUCUAAGCAGAAUAAGCUCAACACCAAAUGGAUUCUCUCUCUUUUAUGUUUGUAGUUGUUAAUUCACUCUGCUUUACCGCUCAAUUCUCAAGUGCAACUGAUACUCUUACGUCAACCCAAUCUCUUACUGAUGGCAGCACCUUGAUUUCCAAACAUGAAAGUUUUGAACUUGGUUUCUUUAGUCCUGGUAGUUCCAGGAAUCGUUACUUAGGAAUUUGGCACAAAAAUAUCCCAGUUAGAACCGUUGUUUGGGUUGCAAAUCGUCGCGCUCCAAUAUUCAACAAUUCGUCUGCUCUGCUGAUGAUGGACAACCAAGGAAAUCUUGUACUAAAGAAUGGGGGAAGCGUUGUUUGGUCAACAAACUCAAAAAGAGAAGUCCAAACUCCACUUUUACAGCUCCUGGAUUCUGGGAAUCUUGUUUUAACUGAUGCAAGUGAUGGCCGUUCUGGAAUCUACUUAUGGCAGAGUUUUGAUUAUCCAACUGAUACGUUGCUACCAGGGAUGAAGCUCGGAGUGAACUUGAAGACAGGACUCGAUCGGCGUCUGACAUCAUGGAAAAACUGGGAUGAUCCAUCACCAGGGGACUUUGUCUCCCAAGUUUUAUUUUGCAAAAGAGCAUUGUACUCUGAAUCCAUCGUCUGCCGCCAAAGUGAACUUGCCAGAGCUUGUUUAACUGUUCUUGGCUCGAGUGUAUCCUGUAAAGGAUAUUUAGUUGUAAGAUUAACAAAAGAAGAAUUAAAAUACUUUGAGUUAGGCUUCCUUUGUCGCUGCUGCCGUUGUACAGGAGCUGGAAAUGAGUCUUGUGAAACAAUCGGUAGUGGCAAAUCUAAAUCAGCAGUGGAAGAUUCAAUCAUCAAAGAUUCUGAACCAGUACUCGAAACCAACAAAUCAGAAUCACGUGGAAUAGAAAUUGCCAAUGGAACCGAAGCAACUGCAGUUGGUGCAACAGAUAAAACUAUAAUAACGCAAUUAAAGACUAACCAGGUUUUUAGUUUCAACUUUGUUCAUAGUGAUGACGAGGUUUAUUAUACAUACUACCCCAAGAAUAAAUCUGUAAUUUCAAGGCUUGUAAUGAACCAAACCAACUACAGGCGUGAGCGCUACAUAUGGGACGAAGCAUCACAGUCCUGGAGCCUGUUUAUGUAUCUGCCAACAGAUUACUGCGACAGUUAUGGCCUUUGUGGUGCUUAUGGAAAUUGCAUCAUUACUGACUCGCCAGUUUGCCAGUGUCUGAAAGGAUUCAAUCCUAAAUCGCCUGACCAGUGGAAUUCUGGGGCUUGGUCUCAAGGCUGUGUCCGCAAUAAGUCGUUAAAUUGCCAGGAUGGUGAUGGAUUUAUCAAAUACACAGAAUUAAAAUUGCCUGAUACUAAAUAUUCUUGGGUAAAUAAGAGUAUGAGCCUGGAGGAAUGUAGGGGAAAAUGUUUAAACAACUGUAACUGCACUGCUUACUCAGUCUUUGAUAUUAGAAAUGGAGGCAGUGGCUGUGCUCUUUGGUUUAACGAUUUGAUCGACAUUAGACAAAUUCCCUCUGGUGGACAGGAUCUCUAUAUUCGGAUGUCUGCUUCUGAAUUAGAUGAAAAUGAAAUUGAUGGAAGCGAUCAGAGCUCAGAGGAAGAUUUGGACCUCCCAUUGUUUGACCUUGUCACAAUAUCACAUGCAACCAACAAAUUUUCACUCAGCAAUAGGCUAGGACGAGGUGGUUUUGGACCUGUGUACAAGGGAAUACUAGCAGAUGGACAUGAGAUUGCUGUUAAGAGGCUAUCAAGUAAUUCAGGACAAGGAUUAAAAGAGUUCAAAAAUGAAGUCAAAUUAAUUGCAAGACUUCAGCACCGAAAUCUAGUAAAACUUCUCGGUAGCUGCAUCCAAGGAAAUGAGAGAAUGUUAAUUUACGAAUACAUGCCCAACAAAAGCCUGAACUUCUUCAUUUUUGAUCGAACUGGAGGAAAACUAUUAGACUGGUCAAAUCGUUUCAACAUUGUGUGUGGAAUAGCAAGAGGACUCCUUUACCUUCAUCAAGAUUCAAGACUAAGGAUCAUACAUAGAGAUCUCAAAGCAAGUAAUAUAUUACUUGAUGCUGAUAUGAACCCAAAAAUUUCAGAUUUUGGCAUGGCUAAAACUUUCAGGGAAGACCAGACUGAAGGAAACACAAAAAGGGUGGCAGGAACAUAGUAAGUACUAAUUCACAAGUAAAACUCGGACAUCAUCUACUUCUUGUGUGUGUUAACAUUUGGCAAAUUGUGCUGCAGUGGUUAUAUGGCACCAGAGUAUGCGACUGACGGACUAUUCUCAGUGAAAUCAGAUGUAUUUAGCUUUGGAAUUCUAAUUCUAGAGAUAAUAAGUGGGCAAAAAAGUCGCGGAUUUUAUCAUCCAAACCAUAGUCUUAACCUUAUUGGAUAUGUAAGUGCCAAGAGUUAAAGUGUUA